Molecule: messenger RNA, 1773 nt
Organism: Rhipicephalus sanguineus (brown dog tick)
Lineage: Eukaryota; Metazoa; Arthropoda; Arachnida; Ixodida; Ixodidae
Exons: 2
Coding region: 1-1773 (590 amino acids)
Source: RefSeq, a predicted model, not a curated record
AUGGUUAGGCCAGUACCUUCCAGUUUUGGCUUUAGUGUCGUCGCAAAGGCCGAGAGACUUCUGCUGCAAGCAAGGAUUAAUAAUUGCCGUGACGACAUCCGGAAACUUGAGAAUGAAGCGUUUUUUGCUCGGCGUCACCUCGAGUUCCACUGCCCGGACCACUUUGUUAGCAUCCAGCUUUACGCCAAUCACCAGGCCAAGUUACGUUCCCUCGAAGCCGAGGAUGCGCAUGAAGUCAAGCUUGCCCGACUUUCGGGAUCAACCAAGCCGCGUCGCCCUGAAGGCUCGACAGUGACGGUACACAACCUUUCUACGUACAGACUGGAUCCUGCCGAGUCCUCUGUUCUCGAGCUUGGCUUGAACUUCAAUACUGGACCAGCGUCGGACGUUAGAAGGGUGAUCUGUGCUGCUGAAAACGCUGUCAACCAAGUUCAUCAGUCUCACCGGGAUGAAGCCCGUACCCGCGUUGUCGGGGUGCUGUCUCGGUUGCGCCAAAGGAAGUUUCCUUCCCCUCUUUCCGCUGAUGAGCGCGGCGCUAUAAAACGGCUUCGGGAAAACGGUGAAAUCGUCAUCCUCCCAGCUGACAAGGGAAAUGCCACGGUAGUCCUGGAUACUGCCGUCUACAAACGAAAGAUGCUGGAUUUACUUGAAGACCAGGAUACAUACAUACGGCUCACACGUGACCCUACGUUGAAGGUACAGAAGGAACUACAGAAGCUCCUUUCGGACGUCUUUCGUUUUGUUCCGCCUGAGCACAAAGGCCUUUAUUACUCGCUUCUCUGUCACAACGGCUCGGCCCCUGCUCUGUAUGGCCUGCCGAAAAUUCACAAACCGGAUGUUCCUCUUCGGCCCAUAGUUGACUUCACCCGUUCUCCCCUGCACAAGCUAUCCGGCUACCUUCAUAGAAUGCUAUCACCCCUAGUUGGACAAGGCAACACUCACGUGCGCAACUCCGCCCAUUUCGUUGAAAAAAUCGGCUCCUUGGUCUUUGAUGAAGACGAGGUGAUGGUUUCGUUUGGCGUGGUCUCCUUGUUCACUUCCAUUCCCACUGAUCUCGCCGUUGAGUCGUGUGCUGCGGCUCUUGAAGCUGAUCCGCAUCUUGCCGAAAGGUCUCCCUUCGAUGUCCCGGAUUUGAGAAAGCUUCUCAGCUUUUGCCUUGCCAACACCUACUUCAGCUUCGACAAGGUCUUCUACAAGCAAGUUCACGGAGCACCUAUGGGUGCCUCUGUCUCGGUGACUGCUGCGAACCUAACCAUGGAAUGGCUGGAAAAUCGGGCUCUCGCUUCUUUCAGCCCAUCUCCAAGAAUUUUCCUUCGCUAUGUUGAUGAUUGUUUUUGUGUCAUCGAGCGCUCUGCUUUAGAAGCAUUCACGGCACACCUCAACAAUCAAUCUACCGCCAUUCAGUUCACCGUAGAAAUGGAGGCUAACCAGAGGCUACCCUUUUUGGACGUUCUUGUUAAAAGGACCAAUGGAGCGCUAUCUUUCUCUGUCUACCGAAAAGGCACGCACACUGGCAGGUACCUGAACUUCAAGUCUGUUCACCCUGACACUCAUAAGAGGUCAGUGGUUGCCUCCUUGUUAGGCCGUGCAAAUCGCCUUUGCACGAAUCCCGAAGACCUGAACGCCGAUGUAAAGAUGGUUCGGGAGGAUCUUUCGACGUGCGGUUACCGCCAGCGUUUGUUAAUGCGGUGGAACAUCGCAUGUCUGCUCCCUCACAGCCUGCCAGUGUCCGACAGAGAAAACGCGCAGCUGUUCCUUAUGUGCCCGGAAUAA